AUGUCCGAAAUCAAGAAUAAUGAAUCUAGUUCAAGAACUGGAACUGAAUAUAAACUAUCUGUGAGUAGUAACCCCGGGUCUAGAAGAUCAUCGAUUGCCAGCAUAAACGUAAACGAUAAUAUCAAUGGUAGAACUGGAAAUGUGAAUGGAGGUGGAUUUGAAAAGGAGGGAGACCAGAAUGUACUUCAGGAGUAUUUGGUUCCCCAAAUUAGAGAAUUGACAGAUUCAAUAGUGACAUUAGAUAGUAACUUAGCACGUUUGAAUACGAUUCAUGAUAACCUUAUCGAUUUAAAUGAAUCGUUUGGUUCAUUAAUAUAUGGGAUAUUGUGUACAUCUGCUUGUACAGAUUUUCCGGGUGUUUCUUUGGACAUUGAAAGAGAAUUAAGGGCCAUUAAACGUGUACAAACAUUACAACAAGAAAGAUUACAAUUGGAGGAACAACUUCAUUCAUUGAAAACAAGAUCAUCCCUGAGUACCAAUAAUAGUAAACCUUCAUCAGGGAAAUUUUCUGAACCAUUAUUUCCAGCAAGAGGCACCACAACGAAUUAUAGGACUUACAACGUUCCUAGAAGGAGAUCUACCAAGAAUAAUAACAAUCCUGAAAAUGAAAACAUAUAUGAUGAUAACAAUAGUGAGGAAUCAUUUGUGUUGAAUCCUCCAGUUCAGAAACAAGUAUCAUCAAUUGGAAACCCAGGGUAUGCAACGAAGCAGAGAUCCAUGGCUAAUUCUAACUCCAAACAAUCAGGCAAAUUAAGAAGGAGGUCAAUCCUGCAUACCAUUAGAAAUAGUUUAUUAGUAGAUGAUAAUGUUGGAAACCAACGUUCAAAUAAUAACCCGAGGGGCUCCAAUAACUUAGAAAGACCUUCAUUAGGUGGAUUACCCACAAGAAACAUAGAUAGAACAGCCCAAGAGGGACCACGGAGAAAUACCUUUUCUGCUGCGUUUAAGAAUAAUGAAUCUUCAAGAAGAGUUACAAAAAUACGGCCACAAUCGAAACCCAAAUCAAUUAAUGAAAGGCCACCAUUUAGGUAG
This is a messenger RNA of Maudiozyma saulgeensis, 1032 nucleotides long. Lineage: Eukaryota; Fungi; Ascomycota; Saccharomycetes; Saccharomycetales; Saccharomycetaceae. The record is from the annotation of a GenBank genome assembly.